Messenger RNA from Metopolophium dirhodum (rose-grain aphid), 1303 nucleotides. RefSeq lists its product as uncharacterized. The record is from RefSeq and is a predicted model, not a curated record. Lineage: Eukaryota; Metazoa; Arthropoda; Insecta; Hemiptera; Aphididae. The coding region runs from base 396 to 1169 and encodes 257 amino acids. The transcript has 2 exons.
UAUUAUUUCUGUAUGUGGUUUAAAUGCAAGUCCCUAGAAUUUUCGUUUUUACACAUUGCAAUUAAUUAAAUUUUACAAAUUUACGUUACAGACGAAUAAAAAGAACUAUUAUGGUUUAUGAUUUUAAUUUUAAAAUGUUAAAUGGUAAAUACCGAUCUUCGUCAUAAUUCGGCAUAAUUAUUGUUAUUAUUAUUAUUGUUAUUGAUUAUAGAUCAUAGCCAUUCUAUUUCUGCAAUCUUCAUUAAAUUAUUUAAAUUGUUUUAAAUUUUAAAAUGUUUAUAAUUCACAACUAUUUUUUUGUCCUUUUGCCCUUAGGGUAUGCUAUUAAUAUUUACUAUGGAGACUGUUUUUAAAAAUAAUUGUUAUAAUUUUAUACCAACUAUAGUUAUAUCACUAUGGACAAAUUAGCUCAUAGCGAAAGCAUUGUGGGCAAAAGCUUUGAAUACUGGAAAAAUGUAUACGACCAAGGUAUUAUUGAUCGCCAUGCAAUUCAACUACGACUUAACCAUUUAAAAUAUGCCCUUAAUCACAACUUUAUUACCAAUGAAGAAUAUGAUGCACACCAAUUGAAAAUAACCUCAGAAAUAACUAACCAGUAUGAUCCGUCUUACACGGAUUAUAAACCAUGUUCAUUAAUGAAUUUUUGUAAAGCAUUAAAGACACAUAAUUUAACAGAUAACGUUAAAAUAAAUAAACCAUUGGUAAUUGAUAAACAUUCUGAAGAACUAACUUAUCAGGUACAAAAAUGUAUUAUAAAUACAUCAGAAAAUAUCAACCAGCAAAAUGGAGAGUUAGUUGCAGUACAUGAAUAUUAUCUCAAUGAAGAACAAGAAAAUAAUAAUAAUUUAACUGAAAUGCCAAAAAAAUCUAGGAAAAAACGUAAGAGAAAGAAAAAAUGUAAUAAUAAUGAUCGUAAAAGUAUAGACCAUAACAGUACUUCAAAAACUUUGGUAACAGACAAUUUUGAAGAUGAAUGUGAUGAGAAUUUGGAUAAUGCUAUUGUUAAAUCGAAAAAUACAGUAAAAAUAUUUAUUCGUCAAAUGAAUAACAAAGACAAGAACCAGAUUGAUAGAAAGGAAUCAUUUGUUUCAAAUCAAAAAUCUGCAAGAGAUAUGUUCAGUAAAAUGUUAAGAGAAUUUAAAAAGGAAAGAAUAAAAAUGCAAUGUUAAUUUUAUAAUAAACAAUAAUUGUUUAUCAUUUUUAAUCACAGAAUCUAAUACUGCAUAUAAAAAUCAAUAUAUUAUAUUCAUGUUCUAUACUUCUAUCAUUGAUUAUUAUUUAUUAUAUAGUAUGAUUCUCAUCA